AUGCGUAGCUCAUUUACGAAAACACGACUGCGUGGCAAGCUGGUCACGCGUAAUGGUGCAAUCGCUCUUCUAAAAAAACUAGUAGUAUCAAAAAUGUGGCUCUUGAAGGCACUCAUCCUUGCGGUUCUACUAGCAUUCGCGUCGACAAGUCUGCCGCUUAGACCAAAAUGCAAGGACUGCAAUAUUUGGAUGAAGGACGAAAUCAACAAGAAGAUUUGCUCAUCUGAAUGCGUGGAAUAGCAACCGCUGCAUGAUCUACUGCGAGCCUGCAAUUAAAACUGAAGUCCCUGUAUUAACCCUCAUUUUUCCCAAUUAGAUAAUCUUGUGUUUGGUUGUACAUUUGUUAUGAAAAAGCAUCGGAACGUUCGAAUCAUUCAGGGAUUACAAGAAAAGCUAUGAGCGGUUAUUAAAUCUACGUGAAAAUCG
Messenger RNA from Cylicocyclus nassatus, 426 nucleotides. The record is from the annotation of a GenBank genome assembly. NCBI's taxonomy places the organism in Eukaryota, Metazoa, Nematoda, Chromadorea, Rhabditida, Strongylidae.